CGAAAAUGUUCACUCAGCUUCAAAGAUCUACUUCACCACUCUCCCAUCUCAAAACCCACCCUCCAAAACCCCCAUAUUUACUUCCACGCCACUCUCUCACCACCGCACCACCACCACCGCCUCCGCCACAAGACGCCGCGACCUUAGCUAAACUAAUCCUCAGCUCCGACCCAAAAACCCUAACCCAAACCCUCCAAGACCCUCAAAUCCAAUGGACCCAAGACCUAGUCAACAAAACCCUCAAGCUCCUCUGGAACCACGGACCCAAAGCCCUCCACUUCUUCAAAACCCUAGACCACCACCACCACCACGACGCCAAUUUCACUCACUCCGCCGCCUCAUUCGACCACGCCAUCGACAUCGCCGCCCGUAUGCGCGACUACAAGGCGUUGUGGGGCCUCGUGGCCCGAAUGCGCUCUCGCCGCCUCGGCCCAAGCCCGAAAACCUUCGCCAUUAUCGCCGAAAGGUUCGCAGCCGCAGGUAAACCCGAUAGAGCCUUCAAACUCUUCAUGUCAAUGCACGAACACGGUUGUUUUCAGGACUUGAAUUCGUUCAACACUAUUCUUGACAUUUUGUGCAAAUCGAAACGCGUUGAAAUGGCUCAUAACUUGUUUAAGAUGUUAAAGGGUAGGUUUAAGGCUGAUUGUGUUAGCUAUAAUAUAAUUGCAAAUGGGUUUUGUUUGAUUAAGCGGACGCCUAAGGCAUUGGAGGUGUUGAAGGAAAUGGUUGAGAAGGGAUUGAAUCCAAGCUUAACGACGUAUAAUAUAAUGCUUAAAGGGUAUUUUAGAGCUAGUCAGAUUAAGGAAGCUUGGGAAUUCUUUUUGCAAAUGAAGAAAAGGAAAUGUGGGAUUGAUGUUGUUACUUAUACUACCUUGGUUCAUGGGUUUGGUUGUGCGGGCGAGAUUAAGAGAGCUAGAAAGGUUUUUGAUGAGAUGAUUAAGGAAGGGGUGCUUCCUUCGGUUGUGACCUAUAAUGCUUUGAUUCAGGUUUUGUGUAAGAAGGAUAGUGUGGAAAAUGCGGUUUUGGUUUUUGAAGAGAUGGUGGGGAAGGGGUAUGUGCCUAAUUCGACGACUUAUAAUGUGUUGGUUAGAGGAUUGUGUCACGCGGGUGAAAUGGAUAGGGCAUUGGAGUUUAUGGGAAGAAUGAAGGAAGAUGAGUGUGAGCCGAAUGUUCAGACAUAUAACAUUGUGAUCCGUUAUUUUUGUGAUGCUGGAGAGAUAGAAAAGGGUUUGGAGGUGUUUGAAAAGAUGGGUAGUGGGGUUUGCUUGCCCAAUUUGGAUACGUAUAAUGUUUUGAUAAGUGCGAUGUUUGUGAGGAAGAAAUCGGAUGAUUUGUUGGUGGCUGGGAAGUUGUUGAUUGAGAUGGUUGAGAGAGGAUUUUUGCCUCGAAAGUUCACUUUCAAUCGGGUUUUGAAUGGGCUUUUGCUAACUGGUAAUCAAGGUUUUGCAAAAGAGAUUUUGAGAUUGCAGAGUAGAUGUGGCCGUCUUCCACAUCAGUUCAAGCUGUGAAGCCUAGUGACAUUGCACUCACAUCCUCUUGUCAAAUAUUGAAAACAUUUCCUAAUGUGAAGGGCUUCUAUUGUUGUAGAAGCUGACUCAUGAUUGACAGUGUGGCUUUAUAGGAUGCACAUCUCAUUUGCUCUUCAAAGGAAACUGAAAUUGCAUUAUGAAUUCCAGUCAUCACCUAAAAUUGAGACAUACAAUGCCUGCUUGUGUAAGCAGUCCACAAAGAAAAAUUUAUUUUAUUGUGGCUGUGGCGGUGGAGGUUUAUAAAUGGGAACAAAGUACUUGAGCGUUUGAAAUCCCUUUUUCGGCCUUUCAGUGGAAACAAAGUACAAUUGUAUGUGACAACAAUUGAGACAGGGCAACAGGUGAUGAUGUCCAUUGAUUUCAUAAGUUUGAAAGUUGAUUUGCUUCAUCUUCCUAGUUCCUUCUGCUAUCUCAUGUUUUGGAAUUGGCAUUUGGGGACAUGUUUAAACUCCAAGAAGCCUAGAACCCUUCCACAGGUGAUGACUGUUCUUGUUGUUCAGUGGGCAUAAUUAAUGUUGCAUCAACAUCUUUAAUCCCUAUCCUCUUCUAUGUUGCCUUCACCUCUCUGCUCUCAACCGUCCAGCACUCCACCAUAUCUGACUCAGUCAGGACUUCACAUCUGAUCUUGCCGUCAAGCACUAGCACUGCACUCAUCGAUGAUGACAAAGACAGUGACCCCCUUGCAACGAUGCAAACAGGUUUUGGCUUGAGAGGAUGAUCAGGAUGCUUGACAACCAAUGUUAAUGAGCUCAUUAAUUCCAAAGACAAUGAAGGAAUAAGUGAGGAUGAAGUUGUUGCAAUAGCUUUUUGUUGGGAGGAAGUUGCUUGUUGGUUCACAGCUUUAAUCUGCAUUUUUUAAUGGAAAUUCCUCCUUCAAUUCUUAUUGUUCUCUAAUGCAAUAGCACUUUCUAGUGUAUUGUAGCUAAAUAGUCCUAUUGUCUAUUUUGCCUCAAUUGAGUCUCAGCAAUUUAUCACCUUUAAUUCUAUUGAGUUGUGUCUGCAACUUGCUCUAUUUGUUAUAAUUUGCAAAUAUGCUUGCUGAUU
This is a messenger RNA of Quercus lobata, 2573 nucleotides long. RefSeq names its product pentatricopeptide repeat-containing protein At1g74900, mitochondrial-like. Bases 6 to 1508 code for a protein of 500 amino acids. The record is from RefSeq and is a predicted model, not a curated record. Lineage: Eukaryota; Viridiplantae; Streptophyta; Magnoliopsida; Fagales; Fagaceae. The transcript has 2 exons. Gene Ontology annotation, molecular function: protein binding.